AUGGCCGCUCGGUCGCCUGAAUAUCAAGCUUGCUGGCGGGCUGAGGGUGUUCUAUCUCUUCAGAACCGUUCGCAUGAGCAGCUGGCUGGAACGACCGGGCAGAUGUGGAUGCCGUUGUCGCGCGGCUCCAACGAGAGAAUCGCUCGUGUGUUCGAAGCAGCACGAGCCAAUCGUCGUUUGCCUGUUGGUCGCUUUACCUUGACAGGGCUGGGCCUCCAUAACUAUAUCCACUGGGAAAUCUACGGCAUGCUGUAUCCUUCUCUGCUUUGUCUUUUCGCCCCGGAGUAUGAGAACAUGACCCUCGUGAUCCGACCCGUGGCCCUCCUUGCAGUGUUUGUGCUUCUGGAGCGAAACCACACUCCACGGCAGAUUCACACAGUGCUGACGUGUAGGGCGCUGCAGUCAUCGCAUGUGAAGCUUGCGAUGGCACCAGACGGCACGUUGGUCAUGGCUCUAGAAGAUUUGUCUGCAGAAGUACCUCUGCUGAAGGCGAUUCUGCCAGUUGCCUUUGACCCACAAGCACUGCCGCAGGCUGUGGAAUCGGUCCUCUCGGAUAGCGGUGAGCAGGUCACAGAGCCUUGCGUGCUCCAAGCUGUCAUUGGUCACAACCAUGCCCGCAUAGAGACCAGAUCUGUUGGAGUUGAAAGCAAGUGGUUUUACCACAUGCAUGAUUCCGGCUUUUCCCGAUUCCAAGAUUUUUUGCCGCACACGUUGCAGCAACAGUCCACCUCCCUUUGCUUGAAGCUUCCUGCUCCUCAUGCCUUGCUUCUGGCCUCAGGUCGGUGGACUGAAUAUUGCUUGCCUGUUGUGCGAUCUGGUCGCAGUCGCAGCUUUUCUGCUGGUGCCGCACUUCUCCAAGCUCUGCCACUGCCACCCCGGGCUGCUGCUGGGCAACCGGAGCAGGAUGCAGCUGAUGUGGCCCACGUUGAUUUGUCCUAUCUGUCUCAGCUCGCCCGGUCCGCGCGUCGCCUGUUGAAUACCGAAAGACCGAUGAGUGCUCUGGAGGUUGCUCAGGCCCGUCAAGAUGUGCAGAGUUUGUUGGCUUGGCGUGAGUCUUUGCUCGUGGAAGAGGCACGCAUGUCCCACCGUGUUUACUCCAUGCAGACUUUGGUUGAAGCUGUCCUAGUCAGUUCGCGUCUGCGCAGUACUGCGGAUUUGGGGGAUGUUUUACGCCAUGGGAUCAGGCUUGUUUUCAGGGAGGAGGGCGUCUGCCGCUACUUCCUCUCGCUGCUUGAGCGUAAGUACGCCGUGCCUAAAAAGUCCUACCUCACCAAACACAGACUGACUGUCAUCCUGGCAUAUGCGAGGGCUUUAGCAGAAGAGGUUGAUGAGUUGUUGGACAGGAACCGAACCGCCACCGGUGAAUCCAUCGUCCGCUGGUCCACUAUGGACAGCUCUCCGCAGAAAGGUUUCGAGUGGGUCAUGCAGGGGCAUCGGUACAUGGCUGUGUCAGAGCUGCCGUCUGCAGUCGACAAGGCAGACUUGCUCAUUUCUGGUUCCCUUGAGCCGAGCACAGAGCAGAACUGCCGCCAGUUCCUUGCCGCGCGUCUCUUGCUGCGUCCUUGCUUGCCUGCUGCAAUUGGUUCUGCACGUGCGAGUGUUGGCCACAAAAUCCGUGCAUCCGCACACGCAGAGCGUGCCGCCUGCAAUUCAUGGCAGCAGUGUGCUCAUCUCAUGAACAGCACAUUCACGAGGACAGGCGAUUUGGGUGCUGAGGCUCACGUAAUAGGAUGGUCAGGCAGGCUAACCGAUCUCUGCGGCAAUUGGAUCAAGAAGGAGGAACAUGAGUCUGAGCCACAGUUUGAGCCCGAAGCUUUUGAAUUCAUCGGCGCAGCUGAAGGCUCUUCAAGCGGAGGCGAGCUCAAAGCAGACUGCAAUGAGGAGGCUUUUCAGUUCCACUCUGACAUGGCAACAGCACGUGCCGAUUUACCGGCUGCAGUUGUAGGCCCCAGCCUGCAUCUUGAUUUCAGUCCGCAAAUUUAUAUAGCAGGGUUGUUGCACAUAGCCCACAACGUCUCCAAGGACUUGCACCAAGCACUUGAGCAUUGGCCUGUUUUUACGGAGCAGUUGACUCAGGUCUGCAAAUUGCUUUCCUCUCGGAUUUCCCGGCAACGUCUCCUCGAGACGUGCUUUUCGGAGCCUCCCUGGUCAGCGUUCCAGGCUCGCUUUGAGAGUUUCAACGCUCAAGUGUAUGGGGGCCGCUGGAAUACAGCGAUGGAGGCUGUGCAGGACUUGCUUCCGUUGAUCCACAUCUUACGUCGCGCUUGGUCGGGUGUCAAGUUUGGUGUGAAGGGACAGGACCGGGACACUGAAGAGCCAGAUGGCGACAGGUCUCGCGUGCUGUCUUUGAGCGUGGUAGAUGAGGCCCUGAAGUCCAGCAUGUUUCCUGCGUACUUGCAUGCCAUGCACAGUGUCGCCGAGUGUUUAUCUCACAUUUCGCACUGGGCAGAGAGUUGCCCAUGCACGAGUCACAGCUCCGACCGUGCUGCGCAAACUUGCCCAUUGAGGAGCUCAAGGGCCCCGGAGCUGGCUGCAGGCGCCCUCCCCCUUCUCGUGAAGAGAAGCUUCGAUGUCGCUCACGGCCACUUGCUGGCCCUGGAGGAGACCUCGCGCCUGACACCAGCAGAGCUGAAGACACUGGUUGCUGAUUGGACAGCAGCUAGGAGGCAUGUUUUGUUGCUUGUAGAUUUGAAGCUUUCGCAUUGGCAACAACUUCCUUACAUUGCCUUCGGCAUGGGGCACCACUGUCCCGACGUCCGUCGUAAAGCAGCUGUGCAGACGCUGCGUCUGUAUGAUGCAGCGAAGCAGAAUCCAGAUCAACCUCGAACACACCCGCUGUGUGAGUUACUUUGUGCUGCGGACUCCGCUUGCCGCCGUGAGAUAGAGAGAUUGGCUUCUGGCGAGACUGCGUGGAACCAACUGCCGACGCUUAAGGUUUGGGCAGGCAAGUUUAAGUUUGCACCCGUCGCGGAACGCUGGGUCGAAGGACUCCAUGCGGCCACGAAGAGGUCUGUGCGUGCAGCUCCGCACGCAGGUCCAGCGCACAUAGCUUUCGAGUUCAUGUCCCCGCAUUUGCGCACAUGGUUGCGGGAGUCUCCAGAACGGCUUGCAAUGCUUGCUAAGCAUUGCCGCUGCACAAGCAACCCUUUGAAGAUGUCUGACGCAGCCGGGCUGAGGCACCAUCCUGGCAUUGAAUCUCUCCUAGUGCUUUCUUAUUCGGGCAAGAAGAAGAUCCUGCCGCCAAAAGCCAGCAAGCAAGUGGUGCCCAUACUUUUCCAUUGUGAUCCGGCAUCCCACUUCCGACCUCUGCCUGAGAGCUUGCUUUCAACGGAUAGAGCGUCCUUACCGACAAUGGGCCCUGCUUGCAUCUUGCCGCAAGCCGCAGUUCCCGAGCAGUGGCAGCAUUUGUGGUGCAAGUAUGCGCUCCAGCACUUCAAAGCAUGCGUCGCAGACAGUGCCAUGGAACUGACAGGAAGUUCUGGUAAAGCAUCCAGAGUCUACUCCUUUCAUAAUGCAACAUCGCCAAUUCCAUUGUCCAGUUACACCUCCCCGGCCUGCCCGCCAGUUGUGACAGUUGUGCAGGACAUCAGCCGUGAGUUUGAGUUUGUCUCUGAGUCUGCAAGCACUGCACUCGGCGCCGCAGCACAGGGAGCACGCUCGGGUCAUCUCUCCCCCGGCCUUCCUCAGGAAUGGUUCUUUUUCCGAGUAGCACACUCCAAUCCAGGCCGAGUCGUGUACGUGCCUGGCACAGCCCCAUUACAAGGAGACGGCCAGAUGAUCGUUGAGCAACUUCCGCUCUUGCGCCUGUCACCUGCCAAGACCGAGGCUUCGGUUGCAGUGGAAGGCCAGGACACGCUGUUGUUUGUGCUUUCAGCGGUGGCAUCUACGCCUGAAGACUUGCUUGGCAUUCAUCACUGGCAAACAGACGAAGCUCUCCAGACUAAUCUGGAGCCUGCUUUCCUUGCAUGUGUAAGUCAGUCAGAUCGAGAAGAGUUGCAGACUCUGCUGCAGAGAGUCGUAGCUCAGGAUGCUUUUGCGUUCAAGGGCGCAGGCAGGAGUAUCAAUCUUGAACAUGACGUCGCAGGAUUUGAUUCCACAGAGAACCGGCCCCUAGUCGUCGCACGACACAUGGCAGCACUUGGUGUGUUCACCUGCAUCUCUGCAGGUGAAGAGUCCAGUGAGUGGCAGAUGACUCGAGCUGGCUUGGAGUCUGUGAGCCUGAGCUUCAGCCUACGCGACCCCAAACCUCUGAUAGUAGCUCCAGCAGUAGAUACCCUGACCACCAAGUCUGCAAGCGAGAUGGCAACAGUCCAGAUCUUAAUCUUUUUGAAGAAUCAGGGUUGGGAAUUUUCGGUCCGGCGCAAGGGCGACAAACCUCGCUGCCCUGAGCCCUACCGCUUCGGCACAGAUGACUCACCGAAAGUUUGCUGGGUGCAUUACUCGCAGAAGGCACUGUGCCACGAGUACCUUGCGGCGCUAGCUACUGCAGCGGAGCAUUUGAAGGAGGUGCCUCACUUUGAGACCAAGGCUUUCUACGCUUCUCUUUUGUUUGGCGGUGACGAGAGCAAGCAGAGCUCCACAAAUGCAUCCAAGCGCAAACGUGCAGGUCGCAAAGCAGAGGGGUUUGAAUUUCAGAAUAUGUAUAAUCCUUCCAUGCCAGACCAGGUUCCGUCUGCCCAGCCAGUAGCUCGGAAGCGGAAAGCCCCUGCUGCUCGUGGAAGCAGGCAAAGAGGCAGGGGGCGGAACAGUCAACCACGAGGUUCUGAGGCUGCAGAUCCUCCUGCCGAGGUGCAGGACACUCAGGAAGCAGACGACGAUUCUGUUGUGAAUUUCGAGGACGUCAGCAUUUCCCCAGAUUUUUUUGGUGACGUGGAGGCAGGUGAAAGCGCAGAUUCUGGCGAUGGCUCUGUGGGGUCUAAUUCAGGUUCCACUUCAAGCUCGAGCUCAAGUUCAAGCAGUCCUGCUCCAGAACAGUGGAGCACCAGCAGCCAAGUGCUUCAGAACAACCCGGGCAGGGCUGUGGACAGAGGAGGAGCGCGGCCAGUGGUGCAGGGUGUAGAGGAGCUGAAAACCGGUGAGGCGUUGACCAAGACCCAGAUGGCAGAUGACACGCCCAAGGUCAGCUUGCUACCGCGUGCAGGGAUGAGUUUGCCGAAGCCCGUGCCAAAGUCGAAGCCCAAGGGAUCCGUGGGACAUAUGCUGGAGAGGCGACAGCAUGAGCAGCAGCAGAUCCUCGAGGAAUCCGUGAAGGCCAAGAACAGACCCGGCAAGAAAGAGCGCGAGCGGAAGAGGAGACAGAUGAGCUCUGAUGGUUCAGAAGGUUCCUGGACUCCGGUGUCCUUUGCGCCAUCCGGCCCGCUUCCAAAUGCUGGCCCCGCCAACAAGAGGCCUCGCUCGAGCUCAGGUCCACAGCCUUGGGACUUUUCGCAGAUCGGCAGCAUGCUCCCGAAGACAGUGAAGACUACGCCUGCCUUCAAAGUGAAGAGGGAAUUCACAUAUGAUCCCCAGAGCGGGAAUGUGUGCCACUUCUCCGAAAGUAUCGACACACGCUGA
Molecule: messenger RNA, 5553 nt
Organism: Symbiodinium sp. CCMP2592
Lineage: Eukaryota; Dinophyceae; Suessiales; Symbiodiniaceae
Source: the annotation of a GenBank genome assembly